Molecule: messenger RNA, 1773 nt
Organism: Tetrahymena thermophila SB210
Lineage: Eukaryota; Ciliophora; Oligohymenophorea; Hymenostomatida; Tetrahymenidae
Product: ankyrin repeat protein, putative
Exons: 7
Molecular function (GO): protein binding
Source: RefSeq, a predicted model, not a curated record
AUGAGUAAUAGCUCAGACUUAACACAAGAGAUUUAAGAAAAUUAAAUUCACUAAGCUUUAAGAACUUGCGAUAUCGCCGAAGUCAAAAAAGCUAUCCAUUUAUAGAAAAACAGAAUUAAUGAGAAAGAUGGAAAGUUAGGUUGGUCUCCUUUGUACAAAGCUGUUUUAUAAGGAGACAACUAGAUAGUAGAAUUUUUAUUAUAAAAUGGAGCAGAUCCAAAUAUUAAAAAUAAACUUGAAGAUACUCCUCUCCACUUAUGCAUUGAAAAUAAUUACUUUGAGAUUUUUUCAAAUCUACUUAAAUACAAAGCUGAUCCUAAUAUAAGAGGACCAGAAGGAAUGUCUCCUCUUCAUAUUGCUUGCUUUCUUUAAAAAGAAUAAUUUAUACUUAAACUGCUUGCUUUUGGUGCUGACAUCGAUAUUAAAACAUCUAAUGGAAUAACUCCUCUCCAUAUCACCGCAGAAUCAAACAACCCUAGAAUAAUUAAAAUAUUGUUAGACAGAAACCCUAAAAUAAAUUCUAUGGAUAAAGAUGGUAAAACCGCUAUCGAUUAUUGCACUGAUAAAAAUUGUAGAGAGAUUCUAGAAGAAUAUGAAAGUAAUUGCAUGAAUCCAUUAAAUGAAUCAAUCAUUAGCUGCCAAAGUGAAGUUAGCUAAAAUAAAAAAGUAGAUACAAGUAACAUAAGCACAUUUAGCAACAAGUCGAAAAAAAUAAACUUAAUUAACACCUCUCAACUUCGUUAAAAUUGGGAUUUAAAGAUUUAAGGCCUUAAACAAAACAUCGAUGAAAUAAAAGACAUAAAGAUAGAAGUUAGUAAAACUCUAGAAGAACAAAAAAUAAAACAAACUCAACGCAACAAGGUUCUUUCUGAGAUAAAAAAUAAAAAACAUUAACAAUAAUACUAAAAUUACGACUUAAAUGACAAAGAAAAUUGCUCUUCCAUAAUUAAUUUCAUGGUUAAUGAUAACACUUAAUAAAUUUAUCUUGAUGUUGAUAAUAAUAUUUAAAAUUAAAAGCCUUUCUAUUCUUCUAACUACGAACUGCCUUCUAUUUAGGUAAGUACAGACUUGGAAAAAGAUUAAAAUCAAUAAAAAUAUACAAAUUAUUAAAAUGACUUAAAAGCUCAAUACAAUUAAACAUAAGAUGAUCAAUACCUAGAUUAUUCUAAUGAAAAUGCAAUUAAGUAUUAAAUCAAAGAAAAUAAAACUAUUAGUAUGUGGUUGAGGGAAAUCAAUUUAGAGUGUUUGUUGUAGAAUUUCUUAGAUAACAAUGUCUAUGAUAACUAAUCUUUACUUAAAUUUUUGAAUAAUUCAAAUAAUUGGGAUAAACUCUUGGUUACCCUCUUUGGAGUAGAUAAAUUUGGUCAUCGUCUACGUAUCAUAACGAAACUUCAUGAAGAUUGUGGAGUAGAAAAAAGAAGUGGAAUUUUUAGUCUUAAAUAUAAUUUAGGAGGUAUAGAGCUACCUACAAUUUAAGCAUGGCUAUAAUCUUUAAAUUUAGAUUUAUACAUAGAUUUAUUCUUGUUAUCUGGUUUUGAUGAUUUAGAGAGCAUGAUGUUCUAAAUGACAACUAGUAACCCUAUAACAGACAAUAUGUUAUUUAAGGAAGUUGGUAUCUGUGAUCAUAACUCUAGGAAAAAAAUUUUAGACUCUUUAAGCAGAGAUUCUCAUAAUGCCUAAAUGGUUGCAGUGCCAAAAGGAUUUUGUGGUGGAUUUAAUUUUGAAACGAGUUCUAAUCCAAAUAAAUGCGAAAAUAAAUGUUCUAUAUUUUGA